AUCAAUGAGGAGAAGGCGUGGCUGUGGGUGGGCUGAGGAGCCCCUCAGCGCCGGGCCGGGCCUGCCUUCCAGCCCCCCCUUCGGGCUCCCACAGCCUCCUGCGCUCCUCACCCGUGAGGAUCCGCCCGGACUCUGGGCCGUGGUCCCUCCCCGCCUUUCCGUCAGAGCCCAGCUCCUGGUCCCCACCCGGGCAGGCAGGAACAGGCGCCCAGCCCCCCAAGCCGGGAGACGCAGGCGCUCAGCCUCCGGGAGGGAGCCGCCGCUGCUCCCGCAGACCCCAGGUGAAGGGGGAGGCCGGCAGGGGGGCUCGUGCCAGGACCUCCUGGGGCCCAGACGACCCCCCAUUCAGCGAGCCUCGAUGAGGUCUGCCGGAGACGAGGCUGGGGAGGCGCAGGAACCCCCCAACCUUGGCUCUGUCCGCGGCCCGAUGUGCUCUGCAUGUGACUCCUGCAGGGCUGCUCCCCCACAUUCCCGGCUCACAGGCCCAGCCGUCCACACCAGCCCGGACGACUCGCUGGCCCCUCACCCCUGCCUCCCCGGCCUUCGGGGGCACGAUCCCCCGGCCCAGGUUUGUCUCCUGCCUGACCGCAGUCCCCAGCUGGGAGCUGCCGCUUCUCGGGGGCUCUUACAGCCAGCCAACAGUGCAGCUAUUUCUGUUCCAGCCUAGAGAGGAGAUGGAGUUUUCCAGAGGGCCGACAAGGCCAGUCUUCUGAGGGGGCGGCCUCCGUCCCCCGAGCUCGUGAUCCCUCUAUCCUGCCUGCAAUGCAGACCUUUGUCUCCUCUCCCCAAGAAGUGGGGGUGGGGGAGGGGAAGGGCUCUCAGCGAGGGCCCCCCAGCUGGGACGCACCCUCUCAGGGAGGGGAGGGCACUCACCGCCAGGUCCAGCAUGUCCAGAGCCACGGCUUCCUCUGCCAGCAGCUGCACGGAGGAAUCGGCGUUCACUGUGACAGACCCGCUGCUCAC
Messenger RNA from Antechinus flavipes (yellow-footed antechinus), 963 nucleotides. Its product is annotated as lysine-specific demethylase 6B-like. The transcript has 2 exons. The coding region runs from base 5 to 667 and encodes 220 amino acids. The record is from RefSeq and is a predicted model, not a curated record. NCBI's taxonomy places the organism in Eukaryota, Metazoa, Chordata, Mammalia, Dasyuromorphia, Dasyuridae.